AUGGCCGAUCCACUUUCAAUCACAACUGCUUGUAUCACAUUAAUUGGCGCAAUUGGGAAGACGACACAGGCUGUGACGAAUUUUGUUCGAACGUGUCGCGAUGCGCGCGAAGAUCUCGCCGCUGUCAGCAGAGAACUGUCCGAUCUGCGCAUCGUGCUCGAACUUCUCAUCGACGAUACCGCCACCAAGGCCUCCUUGCCUGCUGCCUUCGAAAAACACGUAUUGGCCCUUGUCGGGAACUGUUUGGGUGUGACAACGGAGAUUGCGGGGGAGCUCGGGAAUCACGAUGGCCGAACUGGGCCAGCGCGGUGGGCGAUGGGAGGCAAGGAGACUGUCAAUCAGCUGAAAACGAUGCUCGAGACGCACAAAGGCUCGUUGAACUUGGCUCUCGAGUUAGCGAACCUUGUAUCUUCCAAAGCGAUCAAGGAUGAUACCGUCGUCAUUCGCAACGAUGCAGGUCUGAUCAAGGAAGACACAACGAACCUCUUGCGACAAGUCUCCGAUGUCACUCUACAAAUAGCAAGGAUUCGCAAAGCUGUGGGCGCCAAUCGACAGAUCAAAGUCGCCAACAGCGAUACCAUUGACCUCUGGCUGGAAUCCCUCACAUCCUACGCUGAAAGCGUUUGUGGCGAUUUGCUACAGGAUUUGCCGCCAAACGCUCAUGACCGAAUGCUGCUUCCGGAGACUGAAUUAGCAGGCAGUGGAAUCGUCAUCAGCAACGAUACCAUCGGAGACAUCGGGCCGAUGAAAGUUACCAAGAUACACCAACUCACGUACAACAACGGCAUACACUACAUCAGAUCGAAGGGGAGUCAUCUCAUCGGUGUAGAUGGAGUUUCCAACGUAGUCAUAUGGGAUAUACAGACCGGAAAGCAGUUGGGCACUCUGGACACCAAAAAGUCCCAUUCAUGGGAUAUUUACAAAAUCAAAACAGCAUCCAUCUGUGGUCACGAUUCAGAAUACAUCAUACUGCAUCAGUAUAAAAUAGGCGCCUCUCUUUGGGAUUGGAAAAAGGGCAAGCGAGUCCUUGACGUGUACCAGACUUACCAGGACUUUAUCACACUCCACCCAGUACAUCUUGACGGGAAAAGACUUGUCGUGUUCUGGCAUGACAAACACUCUAUAUGGAAGUCAGAAAAGCCGAGAUGGAAGCACGAAAAGCUGGCCGAGAUUCCUGGGCCAGCAGAAAUUAGCCGGAUUGGAAUAUGGGGUAACGUCGCCGUCGCGCUGCUGAAAGACGGCAACGCAAUCUGCUUGGAGACAUUGACGGGCUCAGUCAAGGCCAAGAACUCGAUCCUUCGACUUGGACAAGAAGACAAGUGCGACAACUUGGCGAUCGGCCUCAUCCUUAUUCGGCAACCGGACGACGGACAUCGUGUCUUAUUCUGGAUCCCAGAUGUGCCCCAUGGGUCUGUCAUGGUCAUUGCUUGGGACAUCGAGAAAGACAGGGUCACUCACUCUCAAUAUGGAGGUUACGUGAAGCAAGAACAUGAGCAAGGAAAACCAAAAGGCUUCUGGCCCACGGCGUUUUUGGAUCGUGGUGCGUUGAUGACACAUGGAGAAGGUAUUGACUUUUUCGACUUCGCCACGGGAAGGAGACGGAGAUAUCAUAAUCCAUUCCCACACAAGAAAGAACUGGAGGUAGCGAAGGAAGUGUGGUAUGGUUUAUUCGGCCGCAAGUACCUCAAGGUUCCUAUCAAUUUGGGACGGCAAGCCACCGUGAGUCAGUUCGAAGGAAAGUACAGAAUUGCCGUCAGGGCUCCUUGGGGAGGUGUAGAGGUGUGGGCAUGGGAACUCGACGAGGUUUCCCUUGAACAACAACGAGAGCAGAGGAAUACGACAACAAGGUCCAUUGGCAGUUCGACAUUGGCAGCUGACUCAUGA
Colletotrichum paranaense is the source of this 1884-nucleotide messenger RNA. RefSeq lists its product as uncharacterized. NCBI's taxonomy places the organism in Eukaryota, Fungi, Ascomycota, Sordariomycetes, Glomerellales, Glomerellaceae. Bases 1 to 1884 code for a protein of 627 amino acids. Gene Ontology annotation, molecular function: protein binding. The transcript is spliced from 2 exons. The record is from RefSeq and is a predicted model, not a curated record.